Messenger RNA from Zophobas morio, 839 nucleotides. RefSeq names its product DNA replication complex GINS protein PSF3-like. The transcript has 3 exons. The record is from RefSeq and is a predicted model, not a curated record. Bases 190 to 792 code for a protein of 200 amino acids. Gene Ontology annotation, cellular component: GINS complex. NCBI's taxonomy places the organism in Eukaryota, Metazoa, Arthropoda, Insecta, Coleoptera, Tenebrionidae. Gene Ontology annotation, biological process: mitotic DNA replication initiation.
UUUGUUGUCGGUUGUUUGAAUAAGUGGGUCGGGUAAAUUUGAUGGUUUAUGGUUUAUUAUUAUCGAUACGUUUAUUCAUGAUGGUUUAUCUGAAUCCCCUUUUAUUCAAGUAGCAUAGAGGUGUUAGUAGAGCCAUUUUUAUAAUAGGCAAUUAAUAUUUACACACCGUUAUAAAGAUUGUUUUUCGAUAUGCCCUUGCAAACAGCGUAUUAUCCCGAUUAUUUCGCUGUUGAUGACAUUCUGGCGACUCAAGAUCGAAUUCCGUGUACAUUUUUACAAGAUGCAGUAAAAUUAGGGAAAUUAAACCCAGCUGAAGAACAAGCUGAUUUGAAAGCUGGUACAAACAUCGAGUUACCUCUGUGGCUAGUUGCUGACAUUACAACAACCCGACAACCUGUAGUAGCUCCAUCAUUACCAAAAAUGUACAAGGAAGGAAAUCGCGAGAUUUUAAAAGCUGACCCUUGUGCAGUAGAUUUGCAUAAAUUAAGUACACAUUUCUAUGAACUGGGACUUUACGUCAAACAAUUUGACCCAAGAGAAAGUGUUGCAGAAAUAUUGCUUCAAACUUUUACUUUACGACUAAGGUUCGUUAUGGACUUGUCAGACAAUACUGUAUCAAACCCUUCUGUGAUGCAGAAGUUGGACAGAUUAGAAAGGAGUGUCUUUAAAAGUGGCCACGACGCUAAAAUGAAGUUAGUCUCAUGGUUAAAAGUGUCUGAAAUGCCCCUAGAGGCAGCGAGUAUGGUUGUUAAUCAUAAAAAACGAAAAAGAGUAGAUGAUGAUCUUUUCUAAAUGUUAAUAUUGUUAAAAAUUAUGACGAAAUAAAUUUCUAAGUUUUU